CCCUAACAGGGCCGCUGAACGAACCUCGACUGCCGGAUCGUGGAUCGGAGGGUACACAGCAGUUUGGCGGUAUCUGUCCCAGCCACCGAGGCGUCGCAAAAUCAAGUUGAUAAGUAAUCGCAGUGAAAGCGAGAGGCGAGAAGAAACGAUGUUGGACGAUCAUGUCGCCCCAAAAAGCGCGGUCCCGCCGUCCCACCAUCCUUCCUCGACCAAUAAAGGCGCGGGUCCCACAGCCUUUUCGCUAGCCAAUUCGCUCUCGGAUCGCCUGCAACGCUAGUUGGGCCAUCCCGCUCCAACGUAUCAUCCUGACGAUCCAAUGUUCCGUUACACGGUUACAGUCAGCCAGAUGAGUUGUGAGAAAGGCAAGCGUGUUGGCUAAAUUGGAGCGGAACGCCGAGGUGGGAAUGACGGCAGCAGUGCCAUCAGAGAGUUAGCUAAGCUGCCAUAUUUGCCCCGAGAGUUAAGAUACGGGGCAUCGCACAAAUACCGUCGUCGUCGUCUUUAACCUCGUAAAAUUAGCAAAAUUAAGCUGUCGCCCAAAGAAAACAAAUAACUGAGAUUUGGAAGAAGAAGAAAUAGAGAAAUGGAAAGCAAGGCGGAAGGAAAGGGAGGGUACUGGGCGGCGCUGGACCCGCGGCGGUGCGACUCGUGCAAGGGGGUCGCGGCACGGGUCUAUUGCCGAGCGGACACAGCGUACCUCUGCCGCGGGUGCGACGCGCGCGUGCACGGAGUGGCGUCCCACCACGAGCGCGUCUGGGUGUGCGAGGUCUGCGAGCAGGCGCCGGCCGUCGUUACCUGCAAGGCCGAUGCCGCCGCUCUCUGCCACGCCUGCGACGCCGACAUUCAUUCCGCCAACCCCCUCGCUGGCCGUCACGAACGAGCCCCGGUCGUACCCUUCGUCGAGCCCCUCUCUGACGUCCAACUCAAACCCUCCUCCGCCGCCGCCGCUGCAAGCGGUGGCUCGUUCCCGGUCGAGGGAAACAACGACGUGGAUGCGGCGGCGGCGGCCUCCUGGCUCCUCUCGUCCCAAGGGCAUACCAGCUUCAAGAGUUUGAUCGGGGCGGCUGAUCUCAAAUCAACAGACUAUUUCUUCUCGGAUGUAGAUCCGUACCCGGAUCUGGAGUACGCCACUUCGAUGAACGCUCGAUUCCCCCAGUCGGACAGCGUGGUUCCCAUCCACACCAAGGCGGGCAGUUACGAUGGUGGAGUCCCGCCUCUUCCGUCGUUCCAGCUCCCAUUGGGUGGCUGCAUAGAACUCGAUUUCGCUACGUCCAAGGCCUCCUAUAGUUCCCACACCAGCCACUCCAUAAGCCAUAGCAUGUCGUCUUCGGAGGUCGGCGUGGUGCCGAAUGGCAGCGUGAUGGUGGACGUCAACAAUCCCUACCCUGGAGUGACCGGGAAGGCGGCGGAGCAAAUGGACCGUGAGACGAGGGUGAUGCGAUACCGGGAGAAGAGAAAGAACCGUCGAUUCGAGAAAACGAUCCGGUACGCGUCGCGGAAGGCGUACGCGGAGACGCGGCCAAGGAUCAAGGGCCGGUUUGUCAAGCGGACGGACAUCGAGGCGGAGGUCGACUGCAUCUACUCCUCCGCAGCCGCCGCCGCCGCGGCGCUCAUGGCGGACUCCGCCUACGGCGUCGUCCCAUCCUUUUGAGAGCGAGCGAUCGAUCGAUCGCCGCUCGUAACUUGUAAGACGCAACCAUAUUCCACCCUCUGUUCGUUCGCCCUUUUCCUCCUCAUAUUAUAUAUAUGCCUAAAAAUAAGAUGUAAACCUUCUGAUGCCGUGGGCGCUCGAAUCUUGAUGUUCCAUUUUUUUGGAGGGCUUUUUAACCAUUUGGUUUUUUGGUUUUUCUCA
This is a messenger RNA of Zingiber officinale, 1852 nucleotides long. RefSeq names its product zinc finger protein CONSTANS-LIKE 5-like. The record is from RefSeq and is a predicted model, not a curated record. The transcript is spliced from 2 exons. NCBI's taxonomy places the organism in Eukaryota, Viridiplantae, Streptophyta, Magnoliopsida, Zingiberales, Zingiberaceae. Gene Ontology annotation, molecular function: protein binding; zinc ion binding. Gene Ontology annotation, cellular component: nucleus. Gene Ontology annotation, biological process: regulation of photoperiodism, flowering; regulation of flower development. The coding region runs from base 584 to 1651 and encodes 355 amino acids.